CACGAGCCGUACAUGACAGUUUAGUUCCCGUUGUGUCCGCCAUAUUCCUUUGCGGAAUUUUGUUAUCAAACAGCAGUUUGGUGAAAAUAAGUUUAUUAGUGAUUUUGUGGAUGAUAAACAAUGGCUAUCGUAGAGGACGAGGUUCGGAACGAGUCUGAAGAAGAGAAUGAGAUAGAAGUUGUCGUCGAAGAGGACGAUGGCGACCAAGAUUCCGACGAUUCUGAUGAUGAUGAUGAUGAAGAGGUGUUGGAAAGGAAAGUGGCGGAGUUAGAUCGGCGCAUCGCCGAGGACCCAUACAAUUAUGAUGACCAUAUUGAGCUGAUCCAAGCUUUGUGGAGUCUCUCGGAGCUGGACCGCUGGCGCGAAGCGUUCGAGCGUCUGCAGCAGAUGUCUGCGCUGAAGGCGGAGCACUGGCGUCUGCGGCUGCAGACCGAGGAGACGCUGGCACAUUCGCAGAACUCGCGCGACCGCAUGGCCGAGUUGUUCCAGCAGGCGAUGCUCGACUGUUAUUGCAUCCGAAUCCUGAGCGACUGGUGUUCCUGGGCGUUGAGUUCGGGCGACGCCGUGUCCGCGCGGGAGCAGAUCGACGAGGUGCUCCGCCGCGCCGGCGCAGACCCGCUCUCCGGGAAGAUAUUCUGGGAUGCCAAGCUUGAGCUGGAGAAGGCGCAGCUGGCUACCAUGAGCGAGGACGACUCAGAGUACAAGACACAGCAGGAGCGAGUGCUGUGGUGCCUCGAGGAGACGGUGUCGCGGCCGCUGCUGCGCGCCGACGAGGCCUGGCACCACUUCGAGCAGCUGGCCAGCGAGCAGAGGGAGCAGGAGUAUGUCGAUAAGGUGAAAAAACAACAUGAAGCAGCUAUGGAUUAUUUACAGAAAAUAACGCCGUAUGAGGACAAAUUACUUACUUUGGAUAACCCAGAUGAGAAAUUCAAAGUGUACCAGGACUACAUAGAGACGUUGAAGGAGUUGGCAAACGAUGAUAAGUAUGCCGAGUGUGAUAAUCAUGGGAUUUUGAAGGUGGUGUACGACCGCGCGACGUCGGAGUGCUUGUCGUGCGCAGGCGCAGGCGAGCUGCUGUUGCAGUAUGCACGCGCGGUGCACGCGGCGUCCUCGCGCGCCUCGUACUGGCGCGUGCUGCAAGCCGCCGCACGACGCAAGCCCGCCGUGCAUACAUUCUGGACCUUGCAGAUGCACCAGGCUGAACAUGAGGAAAGGGACUUUGAGGAGGUAAAAUCAAUCUUCGAAACUGCACUAUCGAAAGGCAUGGAGUCGUACAAGCAAGCGGAAUCUCUCUGGAUGAGUUACCUGGAGUACAUCCGGCGACGCACCAGCUUCGACAACGAGGCGGAUGUGGAGCGACUCCGGCGCACCUUCCGGCUGGCGUGGGACGCGCUCGCGGCGGCGUGGGGCGAGGAAGCGAAUGACUGUGAGGUGCCUUUGUACUGGGCGCGACUGGAAUACAAGUUCAUGAACGAUCCCAAACAGGGCAGGGAGAUAUUCGAGGAGCUCUUUAAGUACGGAGAGAACAAGACCAUGUGCAAGUACUGGGAGGCGCUGAUCCAGCUGGAGAUGGCGCGCUGUGGCGGUGGCAAUGCUAGUGGUGGCGGCGGCAGUGAGAACAAGCUGCGCGCGCUGCUGCGGCGGGCGCUGCGCUCGGUGCGCGACUACCCGCCCGCGCUCGCGCGCCUCUGGACCGACUACGAGCGCGACUGCGGCGCGCUGCACACCGCCAGGGAGUGCUACGAGGCGUGCGAGCUCAAAUUAAAAGAAUGGCGCGAAAGCUAUCAAGCGAUGAAGGACAAGAUGAUUGGCAACAAACAGAAGGGCAAACAGAUUGACAACAAAAAGGCGAAGUUUGACAAUAAAAAGAACAAGAAUGACGGCAAACAGAAGAAAGGGAAACGGAAGUCGGACGGUGGUGACGAAUCUGGCGCCGUUAAAAAAAAGAAAGACACCAUGGAGGUCGACGAGGAGAAAGGUGAUGGCAAAAAUGGAGUCAAACGGUCACAUGAGGAAGAUAAUGAAGAAGAGACAGAAAGCAAACGCCAGAGGCGGGACGAAUCGACUGAAACGCUGCCCGCUGGAAGGGAAGCGUGUACUUUAUUUGUUAGCAAUCUCGAUUUUAAAGUAAAUGAAGAUAACUUAAACAAGAAACUGUCUGAAUUCGGCGACAUCGUGUCGCUGCGACUGAAGUCCGGCGUCAAAGCGUUCGGCGGAUCGAUAUGUUACUGCCAAUACAAGACUCCAGAAUCAGUAGACGCCGCGCUGAAACACGACCGCAGCCCUCUCGACGGGCGGCCGAUGUUCCUCUCACGGUACGCAGCAUCCAAAGCCAAGCCGACGUUCAAGUACCCCACCACGGCGGAGAAGAACAAGCUGUUUGUGCGCAACCUGCCAUACUCACACUGCAACAAGGACGCGUUGAAGAAAAUAUUCGACGUGAACGGACAUCUGAAGGACAUACGGGUGGUCACUUUCAAAGACGGCAAACCAAAAGGCCUGGCGUACAUAGAAUACGACGACGAAAAGUCAGCGGCAGAGGCGUUGUCGAAAACCGACGGACUCUCCGUCGCCGACAAGAACAUACAGGUGGCGCUCAGCGCGCCGCCGCCGCGGGACCCCGGACCCCCCGGACACGAGACCAGCCUCGGGCAAGGGAAACGGGACGCGGCCGGAGGGAGAAGGACGCAACUAAGUAGUUUUAUACCGAGCGUUCUACAGAAAGCGUCGACGAGUAAAGCUGCCAACGGUAACCAUAGCAACGGCGACAACAAGCGGCCGCUCAGCAAUAGCGACUUCCGCUCGAUGCUGCUCAAGAAAUAAACUAAUGAGGAAGAAUACCAGCAUUGUAAUUUACAAACUAACCUCCUCGCAGGUUUACUCAAAAUAUAGAUUCCAAACGAUGGCCUUUAGAAGUGCGGGAAAAUGCUGUUUUGUGAUUGGUCGUGCGCCUGAGAAUAGUGUACGUGCGUAUGAGCAGAAGAAAAUGAAAUUCGAUCAAAUGGACUUUUAACUAAGUGCAAUAUAAAUUACAUGUUCGGCUACUAUCGGAAGACAGUGUUAUUUUGUAUGUAAACUGUUCCUGUAUUUUGGGUAAAACUGUACUUUAUAAACGCAAUAGCAUUUUAACUAUUACGUGUUUUGUGUCUCAGCAUACGAAAGCGACAAAACAUUCAAUAGCUAAAAAUAUGUGUUAUGAGGGGUGGUGUUUUGUCUCUUUCACUCUUGUAGCUUUCUACAUAAGCUAGAAAACUACAUGACAAUAUAGCGCUGUUCGUUUGGAUAGCUUGUAAGAUGGGAUUCGAUGUUUUGAUCAAAUCGGGCUGUGAGGACCAAAGUGGCUUAAAAUGGUGGACUAGUGUCGCCAUCUGUGAAUCAGGCGUUUAAUGUACGCAAUAACCUUGUUCUAAACAUGUAUGCAAAUGUACUAUUUAUCAAUUAUGUUGCAUUUUGAAUAAAAAUUUUAAUAUCAAUAAAUUUUGUAACCAUGGUAAUCUGUAUGGUUGUUUUACAAAACAGAUUUUCGUAAAGGCUUUUAAAAUAUGUAAAUAUUUGUUUGUACUUUACAUAGUAAUUACGUUUUUUAAAAAUAUGAAAAAUGCUUUGUUAUGGAUGGAAGACCGGAUAUUUUGUACCAAAAUAGAUAGCUGCUUUUGAGAUAAUGCCCAAAAUUGUUUGGUAUUUUUCUUCGGGUGUAUUGUCAGUUGUGUGGACAGCACUUAUUGUUUUAAGGAGUUGAGGUACUAUUUGUCAUACAAAGACAAUAUAAUACGUAGACCAAUGUAAGAGCCUUAUCAAUAAACAUUUUUGGAUAUAAAAUAAUCAGUGUUUUGACUGUUUUCGACAAUGAACAAGGUUUAAACAGUGGUUACUUUAAUGUUUAUUGCUAAGAUGUACUUUAAGUAAUAGAUGUAAGAGCUGACUUUGGUUCUCACUAUUUAGUUUCGGUACGUUUUGGCGACUAGUCAGUCAGUCAGUCGUCAGUCAGUCAGUCAGUCGGUUUGACUCGAAGUUGUGUCCCAGUGCAUAUUACGUUAAAUCCUAUAUUUUGUUGCGGCGUGAAUGUAUGAUUGGUGGUAAUAGAUAUUGUUUUACUA
Molecule: messenger RNA, 4097 nt
Organism: Manduca sexta (tobacco hornworm)
Lineage: Eukaryota; Metazoa; Arthropoda; Insecta; Lepidoptera; Sphingidae
Gene: Rnp4F
Product: squamous cell carcinoma antigen recognized by T-cells 3
Exons: 17
Coding region: 121-2823 (900 amino acids)
Biological process (GO): RNA processing
Molecular function (GO): protein binding; RNA binding
Source: RefSeq, a predicted model, not a curated record